Molecule: messenger RNA, 2703 nt
Organism: Parastagonospora nodorum SN15
Lineage: Eukaryota; Fungi; Ascomycota; Dothideomycetes; Pleosporales; Phaeosphaeriaceae
Exons: 2
Coding region: 1-2703 (900 amino acids)
Biological process (GO): pericentric heterochromatin formation; lymphocyte proliferation; DNA methylation-dependent constitutive heterochromatin formation
Cellular component (GO): pericentric heterochromatin; nucleus
Molecular function (GO): ATP binding; chromatin binding; ATP-dependent chromatin remodeler activity
Source: RefSeq, a predicted model, not a curated record
AUGCCCACGCCGGCAUCAUCUCCCCCUCCCGACGGUAUGGAGAAGGAAAUCGAGUCUGAGGGCAUAUCGGAUGCAAUGCAGCAGGAAGAAGAGCGUAUGCGAGUGCAACGCGAAAAGAACGACGCGAAGCGCGAUGCGCAAAUGGAAAAGGAAAGGCAGGAAGAUCUGAAACGUGGCAAAGACAUACUGGACAAGAAAUUCCAACAAUUGGAGUUCUUGAUGAACAAGAGCAAGCUGUAUGCGACGGUCAUGCUUGCGCAGAUGCAACGUCAAGAGGACGAAGAGAAGGUGCAGGACGAGAAGACACAAGGCCAAGCCUCGAAACGCGAGAAGAACGCCGAAAAGGCCGCAGCCGAGUCGCAACGAAGAGCAACACGAGGAUCGGCGGCCAGUGGCAAUGCUACACCACAAGCUGCCCAAGACAAAUCAGGGUCGAAGAAGAAGGGUCGUGGAAGGCCAAAGAAGGAGGAUUCGAAGAUCUCAAGCUACUUCAAAAAGGAGGAUAUUGAGAAGAAAAUAGACCAGACAAGCGUGGCAGACGCGCUCAAGGAAGCUGCCGAUGACGACGACACGGUGAAGACGAGCGACAUUGGCAUGCAGAAUCUCAGGUCUGCGCGGCAACCGAAACUUGUGGUGGGAGGGACAAUGCGCUCAUACCAGCUGGAAGGUCUCGAAUGGAUGCUGUCCCUCUACGAGAACGGCAUAAACGGCAUCCUGGCAGAUGAAAUGGGCCUGGGCAAGACAAUCCAGACCAUUGCCAUGCUUGCGCAUUUGUGGGAGAACAAAUCGUACGGUCCGUUCUUGAUUGCUGCGCCGCUCAGCACCACAAGCAAUUGGGUAGCUGAGUUUGAGAAGUGGACACCAAGUAUGCCGGUCAUGCUCUACCAUGGUGACAAAAGGGAGCGCGAAAGACUGCGCAAGACGCGUCUUCGGAAUCCCGGCACAGAUCAAUUUCCCAUCAUGGUAACGAGCUACGAGAUAUGCAUGAACGAUCGCAAAUAUUUGACGAGCUUCGGCUGGCAGUUCAUCAUCAUUGACGAAGGCCAUCGCAUUAAGAAUCUCGACUGUCGCUUGAUUCGCGAACUGCAACAGUUCCAGUCCGCCAAUCGCUUGCUUAUUACGGGCACUCCCCUGCAAAACAACCUCACUGAGCUGUGGUCGUUGCUGCAUUUCCUGCUCCCCACCGUGUUUGACAAGCUGUCCACCUUCGAAAGCUGGUUUGACUUCUCUGGACUCAAAGACAAGGAUAGCUACGAGCAGCUCCUCUCGGAAGAGCGGCAGCAGUAUUUGGUCAAGUCGCUACAUGCGGUGCUGAAGCCAUUCUUGCUUCGUCGCGUGAAGACGGACGUAGAAAGCCUGAUGCCGAAGAAGCGCGAAUACGUGCUGUACGCACCUCUCACUACGAUGCAGCGCGAUCUGUACCAAGCCAUUCUCGAUGGCACAAGCAGGUCAUAUUUGGAAGACAAAGCUGUCGAGCGGUUGAGCAUUGGCCUCAGCAGCCGAGCAGGCACGCCCUUGAGCAUCAGAAGCAACAACGGGGGAAGGAAGCGCAAGGGUCUCAGCGGCGUCAGUACACCGAACAAAAGUGCAAAGACUUCUCGCGCAGGCACGCCGGCGUCAGUCGCGUCAACAAAGAGUCGCACUAAGCCCAAGAGGAAUUACGAAGAGUUGAGUGACUCGGAGUACUUCGCCAACCUCGACAAGCAAGAGAGCUCUGCUGGAGAGCCAGAAGAGGAUCUCGAUUCCGACGCGGAAGACGAGAAGAUACGCGCCGCUACUUUUGAGAUUGCAAAGCGCCAGCUCAUGCAAAAGAAGCUGGGCAACCCUAUCAUGCAGCUUCGUCUUUGCUGCAACUCACCUUACAACUUUUUCAAUCCGUUCCUCAAAGCCGACACUGAUGGCGCAGAGACUUUCGCGUCCGAGACCGAGCCCGACGAGACACUUGUAUCGACGUCGGGCAAGAUGUUGUUGCUCGACUCACUCCUCCCAGAAUUGAUAUCACGCGGCCACAAGGUCCUCAUCUUCUCGCAAUUCACAACAACACUUGAUCUGCUUGGCCAGUACCUAGACCUGCGGUCCUGGCCCCAUGCCCGAAUCGACGGUUCCGUCGCGCAGACCGACCGCCAAUCUCAAAUCCUCGCCUUCAACAAGACAGACAAGAAGAAUGCAACCAACAUUUUCAUCCUCUCCACACGCGCCGGCGGUCAAGGUAUCAACCUCGCAGCGGCAGACACAGUCAUCCUCUUCGACAGCGACUGGAAUCCCCAACAAGAUCUCCAAGCAAUGGAUCGCGCCCACCGGAUUGGUCAAACACGCAACGUCAUCGUAUACCGCUUCGCAACGCGCAACACCGUCGAGCAAAAAUUGCUCGAAAGCGCCGAAGCAAAGCGCCGUCUCGAGAAACUCGUCAUUCGAAAAGGCGGCGUGCGCAAUGAUCGCGGGAAGACUAACGGCAAUGAGAAAGAGCAGGAAGUCGAAGAGUUGCAGAAGUUGCUGCGACGGAGCGACGGGGAGAGAUUCGAUAUCGAGGGCACGGAAGCAGGGAAAUUGCUUGCUGACGAGGAGUUGGAGAUUUUGUUAGAUCGGAGUGAUGAGGCGUAUGAGAGAGCGGAGAAGGGCUUGGAUGUUGGUGGUGAGGGAGCGAUGUUCCAGGCCGUGGGGAAGAGGGAGGAAGGCGCGCUUAUGGAGGGGUUGAGGGCGUAG